GCUCUUGUCCAAGACCAAGAUGGCUGCUAGAAUCUCCGCCUUCCUUAAGAAUGCCUGGGCAAAGGAGCCGGUGCUGGUGGUGUCCUUCACUGUCUGGGGCCUCGCUAUAAUUAUGCCCAUGAUUAGCCCCUACACCCAGUAUGCUAGCAUGAUCAACAAGGCCACACCCUACAACUACCCAGUGCCUGUGAGAGAUAAUGGGAACAUGCCUGAUGUGCCCAGCCACCCACAGGAACCUCUGGGUCCAAGCUUGGAAUGGCUCAAGAACCUGUGAAUGCUUCUGUUGAUGGAAUCCGUCCCUUCCCUGUUGCCCUCCAAUAGAAAUGUGAAAACUAAUAAUCCUACAA
This is a messenger RNA of Rattus norvegicus (Norway rat), 347 nucleotides long. It is a transcript of the gene Ndufa3, whose product is annotated as NADH:ubiquinone oxidoreductase subunit A3. The record is from RefSeq and is marked validated. Gene Ontology annotation, cellular component: respiratory chain complex I; mitochondrial inner membrane. Lineage: Eukaryota; Metazoa; Chordata; Mammalia; Rodentia; Muridae. The transcript is spliced from 4 exons. The coding region runs from base 20 to 274 and encodes 84 amino acids.